AUGGCUGAGAAUAUUCCUUUGUUACCGGAUAAAAAAAAUGCAAUAUGUGCAGAUGUUAGGGAAGUUUUACGGGAAACAUUUCGAGAACUAAAGCAUUUGCCACCGAUCAUAAACGAACAGUUUGGAAAAGAAGGAGACGACCAACUUAAUUUAUUUGAUUCAGAUCUCUUAAUUAGAGAUUUAUCAACAGAAUGUAAGAAAUUGGGCGAACAUGAGAAAGACCUACAAUAUGAAUAUGCAAAGCGCCUCGUAAGGAAUCCUUUACCGAACAUCUACACGUUGCACUCACCACGUAGUCCUGCAGAAGAUAGUUCAUGGAAGCAAAAAUUCGGACUUCUUCAAAGAAAAGAUAUAAAACCUUCUAUUGAACAGAAUGCAAAUCAUGAUAAGAGCCUUUGGGUACAAAACAUAUUGAAUCGAAGUUCCGGUGACUUAACCGUUCUAACGAAGGUGUCACCGAUAGCACAGCAAGUAUCGUUAGAACCCGCCGAUGAAUAUUCAUUGCAGUCUAUAAGGCAAGUUUUGGGCGAGAUAAUACCCAGAGUUCCCCCACCCGCUAUGCCCAUCCUGCCGCCGCCAGAGAUGCCGGCUUUCAUCGUCUGCAUUCCAUCACAAGUGGAAUUUGUGAAUUUCUCUGUCGGGGAAGUACAUACGCAAUUGCUACGUCUAGUGAAUACGUCCAAGGUAGAAAUAAGUCUAUCUGUCCGUCCACCCCCACGUCAAGACCUGCGUUUGGAGCUCCGGUCUCGACUGGCGGUGACUUCGGGUGCUGCUGCAGAGAUCAGUCUGCACUUCACUCCACAGAGUGUACGUGCGGUAACAGAGGAACUUUCUGUUCGCGUCUCUGUUGGACGCUCUUUGGUUAUACCUAUCCGAUGUUAUAUGGAGUCGCCUUCACUUGAAAUUCUACUUCGAAAUGUAACAUCCGACAUACGAGUACAAACGUUCGAUGCAUCAGAAAUUGUACAAGAUGUAUUGGACUUGGGAGCAAAGCUAUUGGGAGAUGUGCAUCGUAAACCCCUGUUGUUCAAAUCUGAUGCAAGACAUGCUUCAUUCUUUAUACUGUCUGAAGACUCGUGGCAAGAACGUAAUAUUGAGGUUGUAAGAAACAUGACAAAGACCUCAUCUAAUUUUGGCGUCGUGUCCGACUGCUUCUAUAUUUCGCCGGCUCAUUGGGUAGGGGGUGCACGAGGAUUAGGUUGCUCAGACUGCACAAGGGGUGUAGACUGUGGGUGUAACGAGACGAGAGGGAAAGAGGGUGUGGUGGCAGCGCGUCUGACGUCGGCUGGCGCACGCGUGGCAGCUUUGCGCAUUGUCUCCUCUACUGCCACCGUGCGUUCACUGGAUUUGGUGGCUGAUGCACUCAUGUUCAGCCCUGAGCAUGUUACGAUCAAGAAAGAACAACUAGACGGGUUUCCUGUUUCAGUGGAAGAAUUCCAUGGUAUUCUAUUACCACGCACCAGCAACCCGCAGAGUGUACGUGCUGCGGACUGCGGCUCUGAGCUUGGGACGCAGAGAGCUGUAUUAAUGUUAAUUCUGAAAAAUGUGCCACAAGACAGUCUUCCGAGUGACUAUGACCCCAUCAUUGUGGAUUCUUGCACAGUACAAGAAGAGGCUAUACCUGGAAUUAGUGCGAGCUGGUCGCGCGAGGUGUGCUCCCUGGUGUGCGCGCAGGUAGAAGUGCGGUGGGUGGUGGUCCCCUUGCGCUUCACUGUGGACCCACCAUUCAUAAGACUAUUUUGUUCUAAAAGGGUUAACUCAGUGACGAUACCGCUACGUGUGACGCAGCUGUACGGUGUGACUGCUGUCGAUGUUAGAAGAGUUUCACAAAAAGAACCACUAAGACUUAUCCCAGGAAGACCUGUCACCACGACUGUUGUUUUGCCACUACAAAUAACUAAUAAACCAGUAACAGAAGUAAUUACGUUUACUAGUAUGGGAGGUGAGUGGAGUGCAUCCACUGUAAUAGAGUAUACGUACAGGCCACGUGGUCUCACCCUAGCACCUGUUACCAUGCUUCUCCGCACGUGUCCUCCCACCGCCGCCGUCUGCGCUGAUCUUGCUAUAUAUAACAAUACUUAUCAAGAUAUGACAUGGCACGCCACGUGCCACCCAUGGCGCGAGCGCGCGGCCGCCUGCCCCGGCCGCGGCUGCAGCACGUGCGCGCGCCGCGACUGUCGCUGCGCCGCGCUGCGUCCCGCGGCCGGCGAGGUGGCGCACGCGCACGAUGCUCUACUUCGGUAUAGCGUUACUGCACCUGAUGUCGAAGGUUGUUAUGCCACCUUAAUCGAAGUGACUACAGAGGAGAAAGGAGAAGAAAUAAAACAGAGAAACACAACAGAAAGCGCAGCACUAGUCGCGUAUAGAGUGCUGGCACCGCGCCUUGCUCUUCGCGUUGUACCUUGCGGUGAAGACAAGAAGGGGGAAUGCUCAGGGUGUAUGCUGGACGUGGGCGCCCAUAGCGUGGGAGUGGGCAAAGGCAUGGCUGUGCUUCGUCCCUUGUCUCUACGACGCGGCGCCCGAGCUUGCUGUAGGCUACGCGUAUGGAACAUCACUCCGAUAAGCACGCGUGUAGUGUGGGGGCAGUGCGAAGACGACGCGCUGAAAGUUACAUUUCUCCCUAAUGAAUUCGAUGUGGAAGGCUUUACCGAAGCUAAUAUCAUGGUCCUGCUAGAAGCGAAGCAAGUGUGCUGCCGUAAAAUGUUUGUUUGUCGCGCGCACGUCGCGCAGGCACACCCUCUCUACUUACUCAUUGAUACUGCCAUAACUGGAGUGGAAGUUACAAUAGAGUUUCCGAUCGGAGGAGAUGAACAUACAGACUCCUUUGUUACUUUUAAAAUGAUACAAAAAGAAGAAUCUUCAAACAUUUUUCCUGAAGAGAUAUCAACGUCUAUAGAAGAUAUAUUCGCUAAAGAAGAAAUCAAACGAGCGAAUCAAAAACGUAAGCAAGUAUUAUUGCUU
This is a messenger RNA of Brenthis ino (lesser marbled fritillary), 2961 nucleotides long. The record is from the annotation of a GenBank genome assembly. NCBI's taxonomy places the organism in Eukaryota, Metazoa, Arthropoda, Insecta, Lepidoptera, Nymphalidae.